Molecule: messenger RNA, 2200 nt
Organism: Carassius gibelio (silver crucian carp)
Lineage: Eukaryota; Metazoa; Chordata; Actinopteri; Cypriniformes; Cyprinidae
Gene: mapk11
Product: mitogen-activated protein kinase 11
Exons: 11
Coding region: 120-1205 (361 amino acids)
Biological process (GO): intracellular signal transduction; protein phosphorylation
Cellular component (GO): nucleus; cytoplasm
Molecular function (GO): MAP kinase activity; ATP binding
Source: RefSeq, a predicted model, not a curated record
CUGGCAAAUAUAGAGGGACUAAAGCCGGCUGCCUCCACACAUAAGCACAUCUCUCUGGCGGAUGCGUUAAUGAUUUACUGACAGCUUAGUAAUAAAGAGCGUCUUUUUAAACGGAAGAGAUGUCGACAAGACCGGGAUUCUACCGGCAAGAACUAAACAAGACUGUCUGGGAGGUGCCAGAACGAUACCAGAAUCUCACACCGGUUGGAUCGGGGGCAUAUGGCUCAGUAUGCUCAGCAUAUGAUGUGCGCCUUCGUCAGAAAGUGGCCGUCAAGAAGCUCUCCAGGCCUUUCCAGUCCCUCAUCCACAGCAGAAGAACGUACAGAGAACUGAGACUCCUCAAACACAUGAAACAUGAGAAUGUUAUCGGACUGCUGGACGUUUUCACUCCGGCGGUUUCUCUUGAAGAAUUCAAUGAGGUAUAUCUUGUGACCAACCUGAUGGGAGCGGAUCUCAACAACAUUGUCAAAUUUCAGAGACUUUCAGAUGAGCAUGUGCAAUUCCUCAUUUAUCAGCUUCUCCGGGGCCUUAAGUACAUCCAUUCAGCUGGGCUGAUCCACAGAGAUUUAAAGCCAAGUAAUGUUGCAGUGAAUGAAGAUUGUGAACUCAGGAUCCUGGAUUUUGGAUUAGCCAGGCAGACAGACGAUGAGAUGACGGGAUAUGUAGCAACUCGUUGGUACCGAGCCCCCGAGAUCAUGCUCAACUGGAUGCAUUACAACCAGACAGUGGAUAUCUGGUCUGUCGGAUGCAUCAUGGGUGAACUUCUGAAGGGGAAGGUUUUGUUUCCUGGCAACGAUUAUAUAGAUCAGCUAAAGAGAAUCAUGGAGGUUGUAGGCACUCCCACGCCUGAUGUUUUGAAGAAGAUAUCCUCUGAACAUGCUCAGAAGUACAUACAGUCUCUUCCACACAUGCCUCAGCAGGACUUGGCAAAGAUAUUUAGAGGAGCAAAUCCACUGGCGGUUGAUCUGUUAAAAAAAAUGCUAGUAUUAGACUGUGAUGGGAGGAUUUCAGCCAGUGAAGCUCUGUGCCAUCCAUACUUUUCCCAAUACCACGAUCCUGAAGAUGAACCGGAGGCGCCUCCGUAUGAUCAGACCCCCGAGAGCAAGGAUCGCACACUGGAGGAGUGGAAGGAGCUGGUGUUUGAGGAAGUAAGCAAUUUUAAAGACCCUCCCAAUAAGCCUGAAAGUCUUCAGGCUGAACAAUAAAACUGAGCAUAACUACAAUCCAGGAAGAUGCCGCCCUCGCCCCUGUCUGUCUUUCAAACUACAGGACUGGUGGACACUUAAUGAACAGCUUGCAGUCCAACCAGAGACAAUGACUAUAUAUUUCCAAGGCAUGAUGCCCUUCCUGUAUGUGGGUGUGUGUUCAAUGAACAUUGUUCAUACACACUUAAUUAAGAGCAAAACACGACCAGUAUUGUUUGAACAUAGACACAAUGUAUUAAUAUCACCAGGUGCAUGUUGUGUGUGUAUGUAUGCAGAGUUGUGUGUUUUGAGUGGUUUUUUAUAUUUGAUGUGAGACAGGUGAAGCAGGGUAUGGUGUCUUUCAUACGAGACCAAAACAAACUAAGCAGGAGGAGGAGAAAAAUAUGUUUACAGUGUUGGACAUGGAGUGGGAUGUGUUUCUUAAAACGUUUAUAUAUGCAUCAAUGUACAAAAGUCUGCAUAAAACUGAAUCAGUUACAUAAUCGGUCUUUACUUGUUUUGCAUCUGCAAGGCUGUUUGAAUAUAACAUACCUCAAAUGCAUCAUGUGUGUUUGCAUGGAAUAACACCUCAGAUGAAAAUGAAGUGAUUAAUAGUUGUUUAGUUACAGAAAACAGAUGGUGGUGAGAGAACUCAUCCCAGCCACAAAUAGUCUUUUCUUCACAAAACGUUGAAAUAAAGGUUAACUGUUAGUUUACGCUGCACUACAACAGUGCCCAUAUAAUUCAGCAUAUGCUGGAUGUUUUUCGUUUCUCAGGUUAUUUAAGGGACCAGUAUGUGGUUUGAUGUCAUAUAUUGUAAUACAUAAAUUUCCAAGUCCAUUUCUAUAGUACAAGUCAGUUUUCAUUUGUUAAUAUCCUUAUCUAUCACAAAACCUGUAUCCUUAUCUAUCACAAAACAUGUUCAGUAAAUCUGGGUCACAAUUCACCCUAAAAUUCAAGUAAGUAAGUAAAUAAAUGUAUCUUGCAUUAAAGAAUAUAUACUUUUAGGACCAUUA